Molecule: messenger RNA, 6271 nt
Organism: Cynoglossus semilaevis (tongue sole)
Lineage: Eukaryota; Metazoa; Chordata; Actinopteri; Pleuronectiformes; Cynoglossidae
Product: multidrug resistance-associated protein 5
Exons: 30
Coding region: 426-4667 (1413 amino acids)
Biological process (GO): transmembrane transport
Cellular component (GO): membrane
Molecular function (GO): ATP hydrolysis activity; ABC-type transporter activity; ATP binding
Source: RefSeq, a predicted model, not a curated record
UGGGUGUGUACUUCCUGAUUACUUCGUCCCGUUACUGUGGUGAUUAAGCAGCAUCGGCGUUCGCGGUUGGCGUGGGCUCUGUGACUUCACCGUGACGCGGAAAGCGUCGCCCCCUGUGUGCGGUGACGUCGGCGGCUGAAGAGUUUUCACUGGAAGCACGCACUGGAGACACGUGAGAAGCAGCGACACAUUAAGGAGUGUUUACUGUCGACUGACAGAAGACAGGAGGAUGGAAAAGGACGCUGGAGUGAAGAUUUAACAACAAACGCUGAGAGAAGAUAGAAGAAAUGAUAUCCAGUGUCUUCGUCGCCGUCAUCUUCUUCUUCGGCAGCAGCAGCGUUUCCUGUUUGUAAGCGUAAACAGCUGAGUUCUGCUGCUGAAGCUGAGGUCACCUUUGAACAGCUUCAAUUUAAGGAAAAUCAAGCAUGUAUCCUGAUGCUCUGGAAGCAGCAGGACGGGUAGAGGGUCUCCCUCUGUCCUCGCCACAGCUGCUGCCAGAGCUGGAAGAGGAGGAGGAGGAGGUGGAGACAUCAGUGGACAGAGGUCCAAAGAGACAAGGGCGAUACAGACAGAGUCUGCAGCUCCUGAAGCCCUUCAGAAUCACACACAAACACCAGCACCCAGUCGAUAACGCUGGACUCUUCUCAUUCAUGACUCUGCACUGGCUGUCGCCGCUGGCACGAAAGGCCUACAAGGCGUCCAGUCUGUCUUUGGAUGAUGUAUGGGGACUGUCCUGUCACGAAGCGUCUGAAAUCAACUGUCAAAGGCUUGAAUUUUUAUGGCACAAUGAGUUGAAGCGCCGCGGUCGAGAGGGAGCAUCUCUGUCCAGGGUCUUCUGGAGGUUCUGCCAAACUCGGAUGCUGGUGGCCAUCUUUUCCCUCCUCAUCACGAUGGUGGCGGGCUUCGUGGGGCCUGCUCUGCUGGUGCGAGCGUUGCUGGAGUACUCCCAGAAAGCAGAUUCUUUGCUGUCCUACGGUCUGGCCUUAGUGGCCGGAAUCUUCCUCAUGGAGCUGAUUCGCUCCUGGUCGUUGGCUUUCAUGUGGGCCAUUAACUAUCGUACGGCGGCUCGUCUCAGAGGAGCAGCUCUGACUUUUGCCUUCAAUAAAAUCCUCCGUCUGCGCAGCGUGAAAGACGUCGGACCUGGAGAGUUGAUCAACAUCUGCUCCAGUGAUGGUCAGCGUCUGUACGAAGCUGCAUCAGCGGGAUGUCUCCUGGUCGGGGGGCCCAUAGUUGGCAUUCUGGGUUUGACCUACACCACCUACUUCCUAGGCCCCACCGCUGUGGUGGGCUCCGCCAUUUUCAUUGUCUUCUAUCCCGCUAUGAUGCUGGCGUCCAGGAUGACCGCGUAUUUCCGCAGAAAGUGCGUGACAGUGACUGACCGGCGCGUGAGACUGAUGAACGAGAUCCUGAGCUGCAUAAAGUUCAUCAAGAUGUACUGUUGGGAGGAAGCCUUCACGCGGAACAUUCAAAAGGUUCGUUCAGAAGAGCGAGGAAUUCUGGAGAGGGCCGGCCUGGUCCAGAGCCUCACAGUGGGCGUGGCUCCCAUUGUCGUGGUCAUAGCCAGCGUGUGCACGUUUACUCUGCACAUGGCGCUGGGCUAUGACCUCACUGCAGCUGAGGCUUUCACAGUAGUGGCUGUCUUCAAUUCUAGGACGUUCGCUCUGAAAGUGACGCCGCUGGCGGUGAGGUCACUGUCGGAGGGAGCCGUGGCCGUCAGGAGAUUUCAGAAACUUUUCAUGAUGGACGACAGAGAGGUUGUUUCCACCAAACUGGAGGAUCCUAGAAACUCGGUAGAAUUCCAGGCUGCCACGCUAGCCUGGGAAAAAGCUCGAGCUCCAGCUAUGAAAGCUCCUCCUAAUGAGAAGAAUAAGAACCAGCCGAAGAAAGGAGGAGGGAUGAAACGCGUCCUUCGCAGAGAGAAGCUCAGUCUGUACAUCUCCACAGAGGACGACAAAGGAAACAAGGAGACUCCAAACGCCCAAAGUCUCCUGACAAACAUGGAGCAGGAGAGUCCACAGAGCACCAUCUCUUCUACCCAGAGCAUCAGACCACCGCUGCAGAAGACCUUGCACCGCAUUAGCCUCAACAUCAGGAAGGGUUCUGUGGUUGGGAUCUGUGGAAGUGUGGGCAGUGGAAAGAGUUCUCUACUCUCAGCUCUGCUGGGUCAGAUGACUUUAUUGGAGGGAAAUGUUUCUGUCAGUGCUGGCUUCGCUUACGUUUCUCAACAAGCCUGGAUCCUCAAUGACUCACUGCGAGAGAACAUCCAGUUUGGAAAUGAAUUUGACGAGCACAGAUACAACGCCGUCCUGGAAGCCUGUUGUCUUCUCCAGGAUCUGGCUGAACUUCCGUAUGGAGACAUGACAGAGAUUGGAGAGAGGGGGGCAAACCUGAGUGGCGGUCAGCGUCAGAGAGUGAGCCUGGCUCGUGCGCUCUACAGCGAUCGCUCCAUUCUGCUGCUGGACGAUCCGCUCAGCGCUGUGGACGCUUGUGUGGCCGCUCACGUUUUCUACAGAGCCAUCAGAGGUUUGGCCAAAGGGAAGACCAUACUCUUCGUCACUCACCAGCUGCAGUAUCUGCCCGAGUGUGACGACAUUGUGCUGAUGAAGGAUGGACAGAUCGCUGAGCACGGCACUCAUGAGCAGCUGAUGGCCAAAGAGCGGGACUACGCUGCCUUGUUUAGCAGCAUCAAGCAGGAGGACGUAAUGAGAAAGAAUCUUAAGAACCACCAUCAGAGGACGAGUAAAGACACCGCUGACGCUUUAGGAGGAGGAGGUGGUGGUGGCGGAGAUGUUGAUGUUGCUAAGAUCAGACCCAAGAUGGAAAGCAAAGGCGGAGAGAAACUGAUGAAAGCAGAAGAAAAGGGCUGUGGAGCCGUGUCCUGGUCGGUGUACCUGGCCUACAUCAGAGCAGCAGGGGGUCCGCUGGUCUUCUUCAUCAACCUCUUCCUCUUCCUGUCCACUACCGGAAGUGUGGCCUUUAGCAACUGGUGGCUGAGCAACUGGAUCAGACAGGGCAGCGGGAACAUGUCAUUGAUCGCUGAGAAUGAAACCACGGUGAUCCACGGCAACAGCAUGAAACACAACCCACACGUUCACUACUAUUCUACAGUCUACGUCAUAUCAAUGGGAGCUGCCCUGCUGCUGAAGACCAUCAGAGGUCUGGUCUUUGUUAAGUGCACCAUGAAGGCAGCGUCGACGCUCCAUGACCGCCUCUUCCACCGACUCCUCCUCAGCCCAAUGCACUUUUUUGACACCACACCUCUGGGUCGAAUCCUGACCCGCUUCUCAAGAGACAUGGAUGAAGUGGACGUGCGUCUGACCAUGCAGGCCGAGAUGCUCCUCCAGAACCUCACUCUCGUCCUGUUUUGUUUGGGUAUGGUCGGCAUCAUCUUUCCCUGGUUCCUCGUAUCCAUCGUGCCGCUGGGAAUUUUCCUCUGUGUCGUCAAUCGUGUGUCCAGGGUGCUGAUUCGAGAGCUCAAGCGGCUGGAAAACAUCAGCCAGUCACCCUUUACCUCCCACAUCACCAGCACUCUCCAGGGUCUGUCCACCAUCCAUGCCUAUGGCCGAGGUCAGGACUUCCUGCAGAGGUAUCAGGAGUUGCUGGACACGAACCAGGCGUCUAACUACCUCUUCAGUUGUGCUAUGCGCUGGUUGGCUGUUCGUCUGGAUCUCAUCAGCAUCUCCCUGAUCACUGCUGUGGCUCUUCUCAUUGUCUUCAUGCACAAUCAGAUUCCCGCUGCGUACGCAGGCCUGGCCAUCUCAUACGCCGUGCAGCUGACCGGUCUAUUUCAGUUCACCGUGCGUCUGCUCACAGAGACUGAAGCUCGUUUUACCUCAGUGGAGCGAAUCAAUCACUACGUCAAGACUCUGGAGAGUGAAGGCGUACAGCCGAAUCCUGACGUCGACGCUCCUGCCCCCUGCUGGCCUCAGCAUGGGAAGAUCACCUUCCAGAAUGUGGAGAUGCGUUACCGAGAGGAUCUGCCGCUCGUUCUAAAGGACCUGUCUUUCACUGUGCAGCCCGAGGAGACCAUUGGCAUCGUGGGUCGUACAGGAUCAGGGAAGUCAUCUCUGGGCGUAGCACUCUUCCGACUGGUGGAAUUGGCAGGAGGCUCCAUCAGCAUCGACGGGAUCAAUACCGCACACAUCGGUCUGUACGACUUAAGAAGGAAACUGGCUCUCAUUCCUCAGGAGCCCGUGCUCUUCAUUGGCACCAUCAGGACCAACCUGGAUCCGUGGGAUCAGUUCUCCGACUCUCAGAUUUGGGAAGCCCUGGAGAAGACGCAUAUCAAAGAAAUGGUGAACAACCUCCCCCACUCUCUUCACUCGGAGGUGACGGAGAACGGGGAGAAUUUCUCCGUGGGGGAACGGCAGCUGCUGUGUGUGGCCAGAGCUCUGCUUAGAAACAGCAAGGUUCUUAUUCUGGAUGAGGCGACGGCUGCCAUCGACACAGAGACAGAUCGACUCAUCCAGGAAACCAUCCGGCGUGAGUUCGGAGGCUGCACCACUCUCAUCAUCGCCCAUCGUCUCAACACUGUGAUGGGCUGCAACAGGGUCAUGGUUCUGGACAACGGCCAGAUUGUAGAGUUUGACAGCCCUUCUGCUCUCCUGGCGAAUGAAAACUCCACAUUCAGGUCCAUGAUCCAAGCCUCAGAAAACCAAAGCAGAUAAAAAAAAAGGAGGAGCUCAAGAUUUGGGAUGUUUGGGAUGUUAGCUCUGUGUGGCCAAUAUUGAGCGAAACGCCUGAAUAACACUCCAAGGAAAGAAAAUCUCAGCAGUUAUCUCAAGCCUUGCUGUGGUGUGAAGGUGACACAUUUCUGGUCACUUUCACACUAAAGAUCCCGGGAACAGGUUUCUUUAGAUUUAACAAUGCAGAGAAAAGAAAAAAAGAAUGCUUCCUGUCCUUCAACGCAAUGUCAUGCCAGUCAGACUCUGGCUAAUGCACUUUAUUGUUUUACUGGGCUCUUGGAAGGAAAGGGUGCUUCCUUAUUCCAUAAAGAGAUAGCAUUUUUUUAGUUGUUUUAUGUCUGUAAGGACAGCCUCACAGAGAGAGAGAGAGAGAGUGAUGUUGAUCUGAUUUAGCAUUUUACACAUGGUACAUAGGAACAUGGAUGCUUGUAUUUAUUGUAUAAUAAUCUAAGGUACAUCAUACAGUAUAGUUAGGAAAAAGAAGCCAUCUUGGGCUUUCUCUGUCAGGAGAACUCCCUCACUUUGAAUACUCACAUUCAAAGGAAUUGUCAUUUUUAGAUCGCCUCAGUGGACACUGGUGGGAACAAGCUACUCUUAAGCUAUGUUUCAAUAACACGUCUUCAGUUCAAAGUUCACUGACAUGUCCACUUUUUGUGCAAGGUUUUACAAUUGUCUUUGGCUAACAUUGGAUAUUUCCUCUGCUCAGUUUUAGCUUUAUUUAUUUCUGUUCACAUUUUAGCCUGUUUUGGAAGCGCCGUCGCAGCUUUACCUAUGCCAUUUUGUUGACUGUUGGACUUCCAGAAACCAUUUUAUAAUUUAUUUUCACUUCACGAUUGUGCACAGAGUCAGUAGCUAUGGUUAAGCUUUUUAAUAAUGAAAGUACUGUACUGUUUCCUCGAAAUCCAAAUGCUGGAGUUAAAACCCUGCACAUUUUUCACUGCAGCAAUGUAGCAACUUCAGUUAAGGUUUCAAACCGCAGACCAAGACGGAACAUCAGGAUGUUUGUUCUUCGAAGUCUAGUGUCGUACACUUUUGCCUUAUAAUAAUAAAUCGAGGGCUGAACAAUCGCAAAGAGUGCAAUAUCAACGUUGCCUUCGUUAACUUGAGCUUAUUUUGUAUUUUAUUACGCCAAGGUUGUUUUUAAUUCUAAUACAAUAUAGAACAUAUUUUUGUAUAUGCUGAUGAUGUCCCGUUUUGUAUUAACAUAUCUUAAUUUUCAACUGUGAAGGUUUUUCAUGGCACCAAAGAGCUACACUGGUUUAGCAAAACAUACCUUGUUAGAAAUGUAAGACUAAGUAAAAAGUUUUGUGCGUGAUUUUCACCAUUUUUCUUUUUCCCAGAAUCCAAAAACAUAUAUAAUCCAAAUCUUUUCAAUUAGGUGAUAUACCGUCACGCUAUGGUUUAUAAAAACCCCUAUGUCUAUGUUUAAUUUAUUAUGUGUCUCAUUGUUAUUAUUUUCUUUAUACGCAUUUCUGACUGGGAACUGAAAAUGAAUAUUUGUAUUUUACUUUUUUUUCUCCUGUUAGUCAUGUUUUUUUAAAUUGUGGAGACAAAUCAAUAAAAGUACAAUUUAAAAAAAAAAAAAA